AUGUCAGGCUCCCUGGUUCUUUCUCAAGGCAAGCCCCAGAAAUUUCCCCAGAGGAAGAGAACCAUCUUCACGGACGAUCAGCUAAAAGCUUUGAACUCCAUGUUCAGCAGGAACCCGUACCCAGACCACCACCUCAAGAAAGAAAUGGCUGCAAAAAUGAACAUGGACCCAAUGGUGCUACAGGUGUGGUUCAAGAACCACCGGGCAAAACUAAAGAAAUUAAACUAUGGCAUCCACGCAGCCCGGCCCCAGCUCUUCCCCAGGGAGGUGGCCAAGGUCAGGGCCAAGGUCAGCCCUGGGAAGACUGAGGUGGUGGAGAGAUCGUCACCUUCCUCACCAACUACACCGCCCACGCCACCGCCGCCGCCGCCACCACACACGCUACCCAUGCUACCCACACCCGGUGCCCUGCAUGCUGCCCUCGGGCCAGCUCUGGUCUACACCCAUGGUGCCACACCCGCGUACCAGCUCCGAGUGUGCCCCAUGCACGAGGGCCAUCGUGGGGGUCACAGGGUCAUCCACUUCGGCUGCUGUGAGGACUCCUCCAUCUACUGCCUCCACCCCAUCUCCGCGUCCCCCAGCACCUACCCCAGCCGCCUGCCUGCCCCCAAGCCCUGCGGGGAGGGGAGAAGGUAG
Dipodomys spectabilis (banner-tailed kangaroo rat) is the source of this 636-nucleotide messenger RNA. It is a transcript of the gene Dprx, whose product is annotated as divergent-paired related homeobox. Gene Ontology annotation, molecular function: DNA-binding transcription factor activity, RNA polymerase II-specific; RNA polymerase II cis-regulatory region sequence-specific DNA binding. Gene Ontology annotation, cellular component: nucleus. Gene Ontology annotation, biological process: regulation of transcription by RNA polymerase II. NCBI's taxonomy places the organism in Eukaryota, Metazoa, Chordata, Mammalia, Rodentia, Heteromyidae. The transcript has 3 exons. The record is from RefSeq and is a predicted model, not a curated record. The coding region runs from base 1 to 636 and encodes 211 amino acids.